This is a messenger RNA of Nakaseomyces glabratus, 1605 nucleotides long. It is a transcript of the gene CMR1, whose product is annotated as Cmr1p. The record is from RefSeq and is a predicted model, not a curated record. Gene Ontology annotation, biological process: regulation of DNA damage checkpoint. Gene Ontology annotation, cellular component: nucleus. Lineage: Eukaryota; Fungi; Ascomycota; Saccharomycetes; Saccharomycetales; Saccharomycetaceae. Gene Ontology annotation, molecular function: DNA binding; protein binding.
AUGGUAGCUGAAUUGACUGAGUUUCAAAAGAAAAGGCUUGAGAAUAUCAAAAGAAACAAUGAUUUGCUUAAGAAGCUACAAUUACAAGGUACUGCAAAUAAAAUCAAAAGGGAAGCAGGAGUAGACACCGUUAGCAGGCACGAAGAGCGGUUAAAGAAGAAGAAGAAAAUAGUUAAUGCAAAAAAGCAGUCUGAAAAAGAAGCCUCCCCCAAGACAGCUAUGCCCACUAGGCGAUCUAGAAGGUUAAUGGGCCAGCAAGUGAAAAACGAAGAAGGUAUACCAAAUGUUAGUGAUACACAAUUACUGAAGAUGAAUCGCAACAAAGAACUUGAGGAUUUGAAGGACAUCAAGGAGACUGCAGUGAUUGGAGAUGUGAAACUGAGUGAUCUAAUAAAGACUGAGGAAGGUUCCAAUGAGGAUGAACUGCUGGCAAAGUUUAAGCAAUUUGCUAACAAGAAUUUCUCUUCUGGUGACUUCUUUGAUAUAAUAAAAAAACGUCAAAAGGAAACCGAGAAUGACUCAGAUUUGACUAAAAUGCAGGAAGAUUUUGAUUUACAUAUGUAUGACGUGUUCCAACCCAAUGAGAUUAAGAUAACAAAUGAAAGGAUAACAUCGAUGUUCUUUCAUCCAUCGACAGAUAAAAAAUUGAUUGUGGGUGGGGAUACUUCAGGUACAGUUGGUCUUUGGAAUGUUCGAGACGAACCCUUAGCUGAGAAUGGUGAGGAUGAUCUUGUAGAACCAGAUAUCACAAAGGUGAAGUUUUUCACCAAAAAUGUUGGCAAGAUCGAAUGCUUUCCCACAGAUACGUCGACUUUGCUAAUAACGUCUUAUGACGGUUCUAUUCGUACUCUUGGCCUGAAAGAUCUAAAGAGUGCCGAUAUAAUGACCUUAAGAAAUAGUUAUGAAGAACCACUUGGGAUUAGUGACUGUCAAUUUAGUUAUGACAACUCUCAGGUUCUCUUUCUAACUACAUUGGGCGGUGAAUUUACUCAAUUAGACCUGAGAGCCAAGCCUACGGAGACCAAAUUUUGGAGACUCAGCGAUAAGAAGAUUGGCUCAAUGGCGAUAAAUCCCCAGCGACCAUAUGAGAUUGCCACUGGAUCUCUGGACCGUACACUACGUAUAUGGGAUGUUAGGAAAACUGUAGAGACACCAGAGUGGUCACAAUACGAGGAUUACCACAGCCAUGAGAUUGUAUCCACGUUCGACUCUCGGCUGAGUGUAUCUGCCGUCUCGUACUCUCCAACAGACGGGACACUUGUCUGCAAUGGUUACGAUGAUACUAUAAGACUCUUUGAUGUCAAUGGCGAGCUGCCGGAAGACCUCGACGAGAAGAACAAGACAGUGCUUAAGCACAACUGCCAGAGUGGCCGCUGGACGAGUAUCUUGAAAGCAAGGUUUAAACCCGACCAGAACGUAUUUGCCAUUGCCAACAUGGGCAGGGCCAUCGACAUAUAUAACAGUAGCGGCCAACAACUAGCACACUUGACCACAGCUACAGUACCAGCGGUGCUCGGCUGGCAUCCGUUGAAGAACUGGAUUGCCGGUGGUAACUCCAGUGGUAAAGUAUUCUUAUUCACAGACGAACUAAAUACAAGUAAAUAA